Molecule: messenger RNA, 1693 nt
Organism: Dichomitus squalens LYAD-421 SS1
Lineage: Eukaryota; Fungi; Basidiomycota; Agaricomycetes; Polyporales; Polyporaceae
Exons: 8
Coding region: 1-1539 (512 amino acids)
Molecular function (GO): protein binding
Source: RefSeq, a predicted model, not a curated record
AUGAAUCCUCCACAUAUACUCAUUGCUCGCAACUCCAGGGGCCCCAAUACUCAUAAUCCAUCUGCUUCUCUCAGCUCCCCCACUGAGACUCAUGCAGCCGCGGCCGGAAUAUUCAGAUCUGCAGGCUCCCCGUCCUGGUAUUUCGAGGAGUACGAGUCCGACGGAAUGACAUCCUCCCUCAGCACCAACGGCGACAUGGAUGAUCCCAUAGAGAUUGACGAGACCUUCACCCUUACCAGUAAGUUCCCCGGAAAUGUCAAAAUCGUUGUCGAGUCCACAACCUUCUGGGCACACAAGGAGAUUCUAUACUUUGCCUCGGCAUUCUUCCAGGCCGCCCUCUCUGGAGGGUGGGCUGAGACGGAGAAGGAGUCUGGUCGGCCGCAGUCCGUGUCCUCAGUCAUCACUAUCUCCCAACCACCCGUUGUUCCUGGUUCCAAGCCUGACCUUGAGACCCAUUCCGAGAUCACCUUCGCGCCCAUGGAUCCUGAUAUGGACCCGGACGAGCUUGACCUGGACAUCGAUAUCAGCGAUAGCGACGCCAGUGACGCGGAGGCAAGCACGGAAGACAAGACGCGAGCACGCGAGGACAGUCUGAGCAAGCUGGAGAAGUCGAACCCCACAACACCAACAAGCCCGUCGGAGAAGGCGAAAGCCAAGGCGCCAGAUAUAGACGGGAAUACUGCAGGUCCUUCCACGCUUAGAAGGACGCGGCUGUUCAAACGGCAGGUUCCAGAAAAGGAGAAACGUCCAGACGCUAUCAUCGUGCUCAAGGAGGAGAAGGCAAGCACCUUCCACGACUUCCUCAAAUACGUAUAUCCGCACCUCGUGUGCACUAUUACAUGGAACAACGUUGAGGGCCUCAUGAAUAUCUCACAUAAGCUGCACGUCUCCGCGUUGCAGAACGAGUGCCUCACGUUCCUUCUCACCCAUGCCGCGGGUCGUCCGAUCAAAGCUAUGCGCAUAGCGGAGCUGUUUGAUGAAGAGGAGCUCUAUCGUGAGUCGAGCAGGUUUGUUCUAGACAACCCCGGUGGCUGGUCGGAAGAGGAGCUUGGGACGCUGAGUCAAGCAACAUUACUCAAGCUUGAGAAGAGGCGAACGUGGUUCCUAGAACGAGUACUCAAACUUGGGCUGGUCCAAAUCGCUAAGGAGUACCAAUGCUGCUUGUCAUGUCCAGAUUCAGCGAACUGUGCUCGUCUUCUCGACGAGAAGUGGAAACAAGCCUACCAGGCCGUCUUCCGCUUUGGACCCUGCCAACCGUCAAUGGUGUUCCGCUACCUCCGCACGCUCGAAGGCGUCAGCCCCCCGCUCUCGCUCACUCAUCUCAGUUGCCAGACGACCGCGAAGGCAUUCGUCGCCACACUGUUCGACCGCAUGUUCUCCCUUGGGGUACGUGGCAGCGGGACAGACACCGCACCGCUGGGCGCGCGCGUCGCCGCAGUCGCUGGCAGUGCGACGUCCGGGCCCCGUCGUCACUUCCUAUACUGCUCCCUCCACGGCGAUACCAACCAGCGCAGCAAGCGCUCUCGCGAGCAGUCGUGAGGGUACGCGGCCGCCACGGGGGCCCACCGCCUCGGGAGUGUGUAUCUUUCUUCCAUCCUCGACUUGCUAUGUCUGUGCUUUCUUGCUAUUCAUACGCUCUAUCUCUCUCGCACAUGUGUAUCUAUCUUAUUCUGUGUCACCUUGUGUCGAUCAG